This is a messenger RNA of Choloepus didactylus (southern two-toed sloth), 1017 nucleotides long. RefSeq names its product intercellular adhesion molecule 2 (gene ICAM2). Lineage: Eukaryota; Metazoa; Chordata; Mammalia; Pilosa; Megalonychidae. The record is from RefSeq and is a predicted model, not a curated record. Gene Ontology annotation, molecular function: integrin binding. Gene Ontology annotation, biological process: cell-cell adhesion. The transcript has 4 exons. Gene Ontology annotation, cellular component: membrane. The coding region runs from base 96 to 932 and encodes 278 amino acids.
CUGUGGGUCCAAGCCGCCACUCCCUGACCCGUGCCCUCGGUCCCCUCCCAGGCGGCCCUCGGCUGCUCCCUGCAAGCCUGCGGACGCUGCCCGAGAUGCCCCCUUUCAGUUGCUGGGGUCUGCCCAUGGCCCUUCUCGCCCUGCUCUGCUGCCCAGGGUCUGGCGAGAACACAUUUGAGGUAUACGUGUGGCCAGAGCAGCUGGUGGUUGAGUUCAGAGGGUCCUGGAAAGUCAACUGCAGCACCAGCUGUCCCCAGCCAGAACACGGGGGUCUGGAGACCGCUCUGACCAAGACCCUGCUGGACAAACAGCCUCAGUGGAGUCAGUACUUGCUGUCGAACAUCUCCCAGGACGCGGACCUCCUGUGCUUCUUCGUCUGUUUCGGGAAGCAGCUAUCCAAGAAGCUCAGCAUCAGCGUGUACCAGCCCCCAAAGCAAGUGAUACUGAAGCUGCAGCCUGCUUGGGUGGCCGUGGGCAAAUCCUUCACCAUUGAGUGCAGGGCCCCUGCCGUGGCACCCCUCGAGAACCUCACCCUCACCCUGCUCCGCGGCAAGGAGACCCUGCACUACAAGACCUUUGGGAGGGCCACACCUGCUCCCCGAGAGGCCACGGCCACGCUCAGUGCCACGGCGCGCAAGGAGGACGGCCACAGCAAUUUCUCCUGCCAGGCGGAGCUGGACCUGCGAUCCCGGGGCGGGGGCAUCGUUCGGAGUGCCUCGGAGCCCCAGGUCCUCGAGGUCUAUGAGCCCAUGCAGGACAACCAGCUGGUCAUCAUCGUCACUGUUGUGUCAGUGCUGCUGUUCUUGUUUGUGACAUCCGUCCUGCUGUGCUUUGUCUUCGGCCAGCACUGGCACCAGAAGCGGACAGGUGCUUACGGAGUGUGGGCUGCCUGGAGGAGGCUGCCCCGGGCCUGCCGGGCACAAUCUGCAUGAGCCCUGGCUGCAGGACUGUGACAAACAGCAGAGGACUUUGGGGACAUUUUCCUCUUCUAGCUUGAAUAAAAAGCUCUGGACUUAA